This is a messenger RNA of Chara braunii, 1902 nucleotides long. NCBI's taxonomy places the organism in Eukaryota, Viridiplantae, Streptophyta, Charophyceae, Charales, Characeae. The record is from the annotation of a GenBank genome assembly.
GACCCCCCCAACGGCACAACACUUUCUGCCGACAUACCUGGUUACUGCCCACCCCUGCGGAUUGACUGUCGAGUGAUUAUUCACGGUCGGUGCAAAAUCAAAAGCGACAAAGGACAGACACGGGCCAGCGCGGGAAGCAAUGCCGUCCACGUCAGCAGCACGUGCGUGGGACACACUUGGUACCCACCAUAGCCAAGCGUCGUGUAACUCUCGACGGGAAGAUCAUCUUCCAGGUGACCAGCACCAUGGUGGUUUCCUGAAAGGUGCAAGAUGGACGAUGGCAUGCCACGUGUCAACGGGAAAGUGCAGGUCGUCAAUCUCACUGCCGGCCAGCUGGACGUCUCAGAAUCGCAGGCGGAGCUGCACGUGGAACCUGCAGAACGCCAACAACCGGUUUGAUCGGUUUGAUGGCAACAGUCAGAAAGACAGUCCGUGGUCCUCGCAGUGUCCGGCUGGUCCAUUGUGUGGUCCCCACCCCCACCGCGAUCCCGGUCCGCACGCCCGGACAUUGAAUCUUAAGAAAGCCGGGCGGAGAGGAAAGGCAGUGGCCGAGCCAGCCUCUCUGGUGGCCAUGACAGAAGAUGACGUGGCAGCAGAAGAAGAAGCGGCAGCUGAUCGAGUGCUGCAUAAGAUGCGCGCGACUGAUGACGUGGCGAAUGGAUCGUCGGGAUCUGUGGUAUUAGUGGAGGAGGAAGGCGCGGAAGACCACCAAGACUCUAUCUUGCCGGCUGAGGAAGGGGGGUCACAGAGAGUGCAGUCGACGGCAGUCUCUGAGAAAAAGGACUCGGCAGAUAGCCGAUUGUUGUCGGUAGAGGAAAUGAGAAAGGAGGUGAGGCGAAGACGGAACUUCGCCAUCAUUUCGCACCCCGAUGCGGGGAAAACGACUCUGACAGAGAAGCUGUUGCUGUAUGGUGGGGCCAUUCAUGAAGCUGGUGCGGUGAAGGCACGGAGAGCCGCACGGCAUGCCACUUCUGAUUGGAUGGAGCUGGAGCAACAAAGAGAUUACCUUCAGCGGGUACAGGCAUUCACUGAUGCUGUAGCAACCGCAAAGGCACAGGAGGAAGCAGAGGCGGAACGUCAACGGCUGGCCAAAGAGGCGGCAGCCCAAGCUCAGCAGACUGCUGAGGAUGACGCAGCAGCACGGGACCAACGGAAUGCCGCCAGCACGGAAUCCCUGAUUCAUAAUGAGAAUCAGUGGACAACGAUCCUCGAGGGCAUGAUCUUUGUGCCUUCGGCAGAGCAGGCAGAUCCGACACUGGCUGAGGUAGAGAGGACUCACCUGGCUAACGUGAUGUUGACAAUGAUGCGAGCGAUCAUGUGGAACAAUACGAUGUUAGCAGACAGACUCAACGGGCGCAUCGAUCACGUCGUCAAGCUCAUCGGCGACAUAGGUAUUUUCAAUGGGCCGGACACGAUCAGUAGCACGGUGGCCGCCAUCAAGACGGACAUCACCAAGCUACAGACGAGACCGGACGCCGCGACGAAGAGUUACAAGAUGCCACACUUCGACAUCAGCAAGUUUGACGACCACAACAAGACGGACGCCUUGGCAUGGUGGCAACGUUUCCUUACGGAAGCAUCCUGCCGCACUGUCCCAGACGACUACAUGAUGAAGGCGCUAUACUUACAGCUGAUUGGAGGAGCGCAGACAUGGAUGAACCACCUGGCGGCUACCCACACAUGCACCAUCGCCGAACUUCACACGCACAUCACGUGGAGGGAGUUCGAGCAGCUAUGGUUCACCCGGUUCAUGGUCCGCAACGUCGUGAAGGCGACCAUGAACGAGGUGUACACCUGCUCUCAAGGAAGUAUGCCAACUCGAGACUAGACAACCAAGUGGCAGAAGAUAGUGACCAUGCCAGGCUUCGAUUUGACUUUUCCAAAUCAACGAUCCGAUUUCUU